AAAUCCCCUCAACAGAAACUCAGGAAGACGCGAAACACGUCUAGUAUUCUGUUGAAGCUCGCUGUCGCUGCGUUCCUCACAAGCGCUCCUCUUCUCUCUCGCACUAAAAUUCUGCUCAAUCCAAUUCCAACUUCUCUCUCCCUUUUGCCAUCCUCUCUCUCUCUCUCUCUCUCCUGUUUGCCAGGGUUUUCUCGUUGCGGACUGAUCUCAAUUCGUUGAAAUCCCGAUGGGUCGGAAGAAGGGAAGUGGUCGUGCGGACGACGAGAACCCGCCGCCUGCCGCGGGUGGGAAGUUGAAGAAGAAGGGUCUGGUUAUCGACGACGAUGAGUACUUUAUCGGAACGGAGCUCUCCGAGGAGCCCCAAGUUGAAGAAGAGAAGGUUGUGAUUACUGGGAAGAAUAAGGGGAAGAAGGGGAAAGCUUCCCAUCCUAAAGAGGAAGACGUAGAAAAGGCCGUGGAAGAGGAUGAAGACGAUGUUCCGGAAGUUGCUUUCGCCGGUAAGAAGAAUGGGAAGUCUAAGAAAGGCGGUGGGAAUAGCGUGUUCAGCACUUCGAGUUUCGGGUUGCUUGGAGAUGAGGAUAAUGACAAUGAUGUUGAUGAUGACGGUGAUGAUAAGAAUCAGAGCGAGGAGGAGGAGGAAGAUGCUCUGGUGGUGAGUUUUUCGGGGAAGAAGAAGCCUUCCAAGUCGAUGAAAAAGAGCGGCGGUAGUUUGUUUUCUGCAUCGGCUUUCAAUGCUAUUGAUGAUGAGGGUGAUAAUGAUGGAGAGGUGGUUAAUGUUUCAGUGGAUGAUAGUAAAGAAGUUGAGAAUGAUGAUGAGGUACUGGCUGUUGAGUUUACGGGGAAGAAGAAGAAGUCGUCAAAAGGUGGGAAGAAGGGCAGUAGUGUGUUUAGUGCGGCUAGUUUUGACACCCUCGAUGACGGGGAAGAGAAUGAGGAUGCUAAGAAUGAUGAGGAGGAUGCUGUUGCUCCGAUUAAUUUCUCAGGUAAGAAAAAGAAGUCGUCAAAGGGUUCGAAAAAGAGUGGCGGUAGUUCAUUUGAUGUGGUAUUGCUUGACGAGGGAAUUGAUGAAGAUGCCUCUGUAUCUGAAACGUCUGGAGUUGGUAAUAACACUUUGGAGGAUGAAGAUACUUCGGUGGUUUCAUUUUCGGGGAAAAAGAAAUCUUCUAAAAAGAAAAGCAACGUUACUUUUGCUAAAUUGAGUGGAGAUGUUGGGAAUGGGAGUGAAGUCAAAGAUGUGGUUGAACCUGAGCAAUCGAGACUGGGGACUAGUAAUGUUGCAGUUAAAAAGAGUGAAGAAGUAGUAGAAACUUCGAAGAGUAAAAAGAAGAAGAAAAAGAGUGGAAGAACUGCCGAAGAAGAGGAAGAUUUGGAUAAGAUACUUGCUGAGCUUGGUGAGGGGCUUUUGGUAUCACAACCUCCUGCUGCCACUGCUCCUCCUCCUCCUACACAAGAGGAGAAAGCUCAGGUUCAACCUGAAACAGCUGGUCCAGUUGAUGGUGAAAAAGAAGGCGAAGAAGAGAGUCUGGAGUCUGCUGCAGCGAAGAAAAAGAAAAAGAAGAAGGAGAAGGAAAAGGAGAAAAAGGCAGCGGCAGCAGCUGCAGCUGCAACAGGAAAGGAUGAAAUACCAGAUGGGACAAAAACAGAAGCAACGGAGCUGAAAAAGAAUGAAGCAAAGGGUAAAGCUGCAGAGAAGAAAAUCCCAAAGCAUGUCAGAGAGAUGCAAGAAGCGAUUGCUAGGCGGAAAGAAGCUGAAGAGAGGGCAAAGAGAGAAGAAGAAGAGAGGUUGAGAAAGCAGGAAGAAGAGAGGUUGAGGAAGGAGGAAGAGGAGAGGAAAGUGGAAGAGGCUAAGCGUAGGAAAAAGGAGAGGGAAAAGGAGAAGCUGCAAAAGAAGAGACAGGAAGGCAAGCUUUUGAGUGCGAAGCAGAAGGAAGAAGCUCGUAGGCUGGAGGCAAUGAGAAACCAAAUACUUUCUAAUGCAGGGGGUUUGCCUCUGUCUACUAGCGACACUAGUGCACCAACUAAAAGACCGUUGUACCAGAAAAAGAAGUCAAAGCCAGUGUGGCAUCAAGCAAAUGGUGCUGCUCCUGCUAAGGAGGUUGAAAAUGCAGAGGAAAAGGAAAGCCAGCAGGAGAUUGCGACGGAGGUGGAUUCCACAGAAUCAGAGAAGGUUGAAGAGACUGAAUCGGUUGAUGUGGAGGAGAAAUCUGAGGUUUCCGAGACAGUUAAGGAGAAUGAGAUGGAAGAUGAUGACGAUGAUGACGAAUGGGACGCAAAGAGCUGGGAUGAUGUCAAUCUUUCUGUGAGUGCAUUUGCUGAUGAAGAGGUUGACUCUGAGAGUAAACUUAUUGUGAAAAAAGAAUUGAAGAAGUCUGUAUCAGAUUCUCGGAAUGCUGACCGUCCUGCAGAUACCAAGCCAGCAAUCGCUGCUAAGAAACCAGUCCCAGCUGAACCAAUAAAAACUCAGGGUGAAAAUAAGAAGAAGCCUGCCGAGGUUGAAGUUGUUGACAAAAAUAGGAAAAAAGAUGCCACAGAGAAAAAGAAAGCACAAAAUUCAGAUGCUACAACCAAGCAUGAAGAAAACCUCCGAUCACCUAUUUGCUGCAUUAUGGGCCAUGUUGAUACUGGUAAAACCAAGCUAUUGGAUUGUAUCCGUGGCACUAACGUUCAGGAAGGUGAGGCUGGGGGUAUUACUCAACAAAUUGGUGCAACAUAUUUCCCUGCGGAGAAUAUACGUGAGAGAACCAAGGAACUAAAAUCUGAUGCUACGCUAAAGGUCCCGGGGUUGUUGGUUAUUGAUACUCCUGGCCACGAAUCCUUCACUAACUUAAGAUCACGGGGUUCAGGUCUAUGUGAUAUUGCAAUUUUGGUUGUUGACAUUAUGCACGGCUUAGAGCCCCAGACAAUAGAAUCACUCAACCUUCUGAAAAUGAGGAAUACAGAAUUCAUUGUUGCCUUGAAUAAGGUAGACAGACUCUACGGUUGGAAAUCCCGCCGUAAUGCACCGAUUGAGAAACAAUUGAGUCUGCAAUCUAAGGAUGUACAAAAUGAGUUCAAAAUGAGACUUUCUCAGAUUACCACCCAGUUCAAGGAGCAGGGAUUGAAUACUGAACUGUACUAUGAAAUGAAGCGUAAGGAUUGGGGGGAGACAUACUUUAUUGUUCCUACAAGUGCUAUUACUGGUGAAGGAAUUCCUGAUUUGUUAUUGCUAUUGGUAAAUUGGACCCAAAAAACUAUGGUUGAAAAACUUACAUAUAGUAAUGAAGUGCAGUGUACGGUAUUGGAGGUCAAGGUUGUUGAAGGUCAUGGGACAACUAUUGAUGUUGUAUUGGUUAACGGAGUGCUUCACGAAGGAGAUCAAAUAGUUGUUUGUGGCAUGCAGGGACCGAUUGCUACGACUAUUCGUGCCCUAUUAACACCGCAUCCAAUGAAAGAGCUCCGGGUUAAGGGAACGUAUCUGCAUCACAGGGAAAUCAAGGCUGCACAGGGAAUCAAGAUCACAGCUCAGGGCCUUGAUCAUGCUAUUGCUGGUACUGGUCUAUAUGUGGUGGGGCCUCAAGAUGACUUGGAAGAGAUCAAGGAAGCUGCCAUGGAAGAUAUGAAGUCAGUUAUGAGCAGGAUUGACAGAAGUGGUGAAGGAGUUUGUGUACAAUCAUCCACACUAGGUUCCUUGGAAGCAUUGCUGGAGUUUUUAAAGACACCGGAAGUGAAUAUUCCUGUUUGUGGUAUAAAUAUAGGCCCUGUACACAAGAAGGAUGUCAUGAAGGCCAGUGUGAUGCUAGAAAAGAAAAAGGAGUUUGCCACAAUUUUGGCUUUUGACGUCAAAGUAACGCCAGAGGCCCGCGAACUUGCAGAUGAGUUGGGCGUAAAGAUUUUUAUUGCUGAUAUAAUUUACCACUUGUUCGACCAAUUUAAGGCAUAUAUAGAUAACAUCAAGGAGGAAAAGAAGAAGGAAGCAGCUGAUGAUGCAGUAUUCCCCUGUGUUCUCAAGAUUUUACCAAAUUGCAUUUUCAAUAAGAAGGAUCCUAUUGUCUUGGGAGUUGAUGUUCUUGAGGGCAUUGCUAAGAUUGGAACUCUAAUAUGUAUUCCUCAAAGGGAUUUCAUUGAUAUUGGUCGCAUUGCUUCGAUUGAAAAUAACCAUAAACCUGUUGAUACAGCCAAGAAAGGGCAGAAGGUAGCCAUUAAGAUUGUUGGCAGCAAUCCUGAGGAGCAGCAGAAAAUGUUCGGCCGGCAUUUUGAGAUAGAGGAUGAACUUGUCAGCCAUAUCUCAAGAAGGUCAAUCGAUCUUCUGAAAGAUAAUUACCGAGACGAUCUAUCAAUGGAAGAGUGGAGGUUGGUUGUGAAAUUGAAGAACCUUUUCAAGAUACAAUGAGAAGUUUUCAGAUGAAACUCCACCGGAACAGAUAUUUAUAUUCAUAAAACUACAAGUGACUUGACAGACUUCUGUGCAUCUCUGAUAGAAGAUGCUGAAGUUUCUUCUGGAAAAUAUUUUGAUUCCUUUUGACAAGCAGCAAACUGAUUCUGAUAGGCAGAUGUCCAAACGCAAUCGUAUCCAGAGAGGGAACUGGAGUUCCAGUUUUUGUUGUGCCGGAAGCCAGUUUUGGGAAGGGAGUUCAAUCCUGGAAACAUCCUGGAUUCGUAUAAUUCAGUGCAUUUCUUCAACAAGCGAGUGAGCCAUUGCAGGAUUCAAAGAAAAUGCGUAAGAGCUGCUAUGGUCUGGGAGAAAAGAAGUUACUUUACUAUAUAUAUUUUAUUUUAAAAGCCUUUUGUUUUCAACUUUAAUAUGGGAGAUGUCAAUGUGUUUGUUCGUUUAUAAAAUUUAAUUUUUGAGAAAUUUACAGAAAUCCCCUUUCCUUUUGUAUUUUAA
This is a messenger RNA of Morus notabilis, 4864 nucleotides long. RefSeq names its product eukaryotic translation initiation factor 5B. The transcript has 13 exons. NCBI's taxonomy places the organism in Eukaryota, Viridiplantae, Streptophyta, Magnoliopsida, Rosales, Moraceae. Bases 227 to 4369 code for a protein of 1380 amino acids. The record is from RefSeq and is a predicted model, not a curated record. Gene Ontology annotation, molecular function: translation initiation factor activity; GTPase activity; GTP binding.